Molecule: messenger RNA, 4868 nt
Organism: Hippoglossus stenolepis (Pacific halibut)
Lineage: Eukaryota; Metazoa; Chordata; Actinopteri; Pleuronectiformes; Pleuronectidae
Product: protein kinase C and casein kinase substrate in neurons protein 3
Exons: 10
Coding region: 298-1464 (388 amino acids)
Biological process (GO): plasma membrane tubulation; cytoskeleton organization; regulation of endocytosis
Cellular component (GO): plasma membrane; cytoplasm; endosome
Molecular function (GO): protein binding; phospholipid binding
Source: RefSeq, a predicted model, not a curated record
GUGUGCCAGGGUGCGUUCAGAAUACUGGGGUGAAAGAGUUUGGUUGGGUGGAAGCUCCAGAUGGGCUCUUACAACCCUGGUGAGCUUUAGCUGGUUAUUUUAACUGUCAAUCUGGAAAGUCUGGACCCACGCAAAGCUACUGGAUCACUGGGAGACUUUUGAAAGCUCGUGGGAACAAAUUUCCUGUCUGACCCAGCAGGAGAUCAUAAAACGUCUGAAGGAUCCAUGGUGGAAUCAGAUCUGGGCUUGUAGGUGAAAACAGGAUGUCGACGCUGCCAUCAGACACCAACCCUGAAGAUGCCAACAGUCACAGCUUCUGGAUGUAGGUCUUCCUCUCUCUCUGUGUCCUGGCAGCCUGGGAACUAUCAGCGCACUGUGAAGCGAACAGAAGAUGCGUUCCAGGCCUGUAAUGACAUCGUGGUGUGUUUCCAAGAGAGAGCUCGGGUGGAGAGACAGUACGCCCAGCAGCUCAGUGAAUGGAGCAACAAGUGGAAGCCAGUAGUGGACGCCAGUCCUCUAUAUGGAUCCCUUAUGAAGGCCUGGCAGUGUUUCUUGUCCUCCGCUGACCGGCUAGCCUCCCUACACGCCUCCAUCUGUCGCUCCCUGGUGUCGGAGGACGGAGACCAGGUCCGGACCUGGCAGAAGGACACCUUCCACAAGAAGUUAUUCGGAGGCUUCAAGGAGUCUCAGGACACCGAUACAGGAUUUGCACGUGCUCAGAAGCCGUGGGCCAAACGACUUAAAAAGCUGGAUAAAGCCAGGAGGGCGUACCACAAGGUGAGCCGUAAGGAGCAGAUAGCCAGAGAGCGGGAGACACACGCUCAGGGGAACCCGGAUGUGGCCAUCGACAAACAGAAGAAGAUCCAGGAGGAGAGAGAGUUGGCUCAGCAGGAUGCUGAUAAGGUUCGCGCUCGCUACGAGAAAGUCCUGGAGGAGGUGAACCGCUACGCCCCCCGCUACAUGGAGGAGAUGGAAUCCGUCUUCGACCAGUCGCAGGACGAGGAGCGGAAGAGGAUCGUCUUCCUCAAACAGGCCUUCCUCUCCAUCAACAAACAUCUGGAUAUCACCACCAAUGAGAGUGUGAGAGCCGUGUACAACGAGCUCCACAACACACUGAUGGCCAUCGAUGAGCAAGAGGACCUUCGCUGGUGGAAAAACACCUACGGGCCUGGCAUGCCCACCGACUGGCCUCACUUCCAGGAAUGGACACCUGCAAAGAAAGCCAAGAAGGGGAAGAAAGAUGUAGAAAAGAAAGGAACAAUAGAAAAGAGUGUGAUGAUUGGAGGAGUGAGAGUCAGAGCUCUGUAUGAUUAUGUUGGACAGGAGACGGAUGAGCUGUCCUUUAAAGCAGGUGAGGAGUUUUUGAAGAUCGAGGAUGAGGACGAUCAGGGCUGGUGUCGGGGGAUGAAGGACGACGGGGGGGAGGGGCUUUACCCCGCCAACUACGUGGAGGUGGUGGUGUAGCUCUGGCGUGUCGUCUGAGAAUGAAAGGUCCUGUUGGGUCACGUGCUUCAUGUCACUGUGGUAGUCGCAGCCUGGUUAAAGAACAACACUGAGCAGCUGUUAGCCAAAGAUGUGGUCUGUGACGACAGGGUGGUGGAUAGUUUAGCAUGUCGAGGUUUUUAAAGUGUAAUCUCUUGAAGGAUUUUGACAAAUAUUUUAAUAUAUACAGUGUGCAUACACCCCUUGUAUUGAAGCCAUAUGAUAAGCGAUGCUUUAAUGUAGAAAAAGAUAAAUAUGCUGGAGUCCAAAGGUACUUUAUAUAUAUAUAAAAUAUCUGGUGCUGAAACUGCAUUACAGGAGUGCUAUUUUCUUUGAGCUGUUACAUUUGCUUGCACCUCAACACAUUGCUAUUAAGGGCUCACAAAGCCUCACGACAUAUGAAGAACGUGGUGCUAAUACUGUGAUUUAUAAUGAAUCGGAAGCAGCUGUACGAGUGGAGUCAGUCAGCUGUGACACCUGCGUUUCUGUGUUUUUAAAGGAACAGGCUGAAAUGUUGAGGAAGGUGGUUGUCUGUUGUUUCGCCCUAAGUCGAGCCAUGUUCAGACAUGAACUCUGGAGGAUGUCCGCACAAUUGGAUCUGGACUUUCUUCAGUUUUCCUUUCACAUAUGAAAGACCCAGCUGGAGAUUGUCUAUUUCGGGGCGGUGCAGCAGGCAGAGGCAAGAUGUAACGUAUUAAUUCCACUGCGGAGAUCACGUGUGUUUGUUUACAUCAACACCAGCGUCGGCUCUUUUCACCAAAGGUUUCUUCACAUCUUGGUCUCUGUCUUAUACGUCCGUGGCACCACUUUUUAAUCCUCAGAUAGACUAUUUGUUUUGCUUUUUUUCCAUGUUUGCGUCGGCCUCUCGUUAGAAACGUCAUCACGCUCACUUGCGGUGAAUCCUCCUGAGGAUCCUCUGCUGUGUUCUCACAUUGGCUCAUUCAGGCAUUUUGCAGAAUUCUUCCUCAGGGGGGCUGGCUGGAGAAACUCUGGAGAAAGUCCAGAUUCUCUUACUUGGACAUUUGCAUUCUCACGUACAGCCCUCCGGAGACUGUCAGAUUAUCUGUAGUUCAGGCAUGUCUGAAAGCAGCUGUAGAUAUAAAAGGAUGUCCAUUUCAUCCCAAGUACAGAGAAUAACUGCAGCCUUGGGUAACGGCAUCACCACAUUCCAGGAACUCUCUUUCUUAGUUUAUAGUUUGUUAUAAUCAAUAUUUUACUCAUGUUAUAUUACUUUAACAAUUUGUCAGUGAAUACUUUUAUGUGGAAGGGGUGAAAGCCCGAUCCUUGUUGCAAACCCAAAGAAUUAUCACCCAACGCUGCAGCUCCUUUCAGCUCUGUGGAGCUUUAUUGGAUGAUUUGGUUUCCUGCCUUGGGGCUAUUGUUUUGGUUCACUCCCACUGCUCUCAUGACCUCGAUUUCAUCUGCAGCAAGCAGCCGAUUUCAUCAAGAAAGCUAUAAAAAUGCCCCAGUACACUAUAUUCUCAGGAACAAAAAGCAGUCUGGCACAGUAAGAAACUACCUGGUGAACAAAAAAGGAGCAUUUAGCAGCUUGAGAGCCGAGACGUUUCCCCAGAGAGUGCAGAGCAAAAACAGGAUUUAAAGAAAUAAAUAAACUUACAAUUAUCAGAGAUCCAGGAACAUAACUCCAAAUAGGCUCCAUGUCUGUUGGAGGUGUGAACAUACGUUGGCCCCUCAGGACAAAAAGCAAAAACAAAAAUAUAAAGGAAAUAUGCUUCAAAUUAAAACCAUAAAUAAAGAUGAACUAUGUGACAGCUCCCAGAAGGGGCAGCCUCUCAAUCACACCCUGGUGGCUGGCUGCAGUAUAGGUCAUUAAUCCCGCCUCCAUGUUAAUGGAUGAAGGACGGACCAAAAAGUGGAAGGAAGUGGAGAGACGUUGUCCGGCUUUAUAUACAGUCUCAGCUUCAACCCCCCUCCCCCCAAAAAAACCCACACAUAAAUUGGAGCUAAAAAAGGAAAAGAUUUUUAGACCAAUUGCUCUAAAAAUGUUGUUAAAGUAAUCUCUGGCCAGGAUAUUUCCAGAGGAAACUGGUCACUCUUCUUCAGCAGACGCCAAACAAUUCUAUUUCUGAGCAUGUCAGACUGUUCCUUUUUAAGAUGCGUUAAGGGGAACAAAUAGUUCUCCUGUCUGUGUGUAAUAUCUAAUCAUACGUUGCUUUACCAAAAAUAAAAUUCAGGGUUUGCCUUGCCCUUGUCCUUAUAGCCUUCUUCUGUAUCCUUGUAUGUGCUGUGCCUAUCUGUCAUGUAUAUUCCCCAAGAACACUUUCUUUUUGCAAACUGUCUUGUUUUGGAAAUAAAAUUUUCAACUGUUACACAAGCAGAAGUGUUUUUGAACCUGUGGUAGAAAGAAUGAAAUUGUGUGCGUUUGUUUGAAUGAGACAAAGGGGGAGUUGUUGAAUCACCAUGCCAUCAUCGUCUGUCCCGUCCUAGAGUUCUGCCUGUGGAUGUUAUUACACACACACACACACACACACACACACACACACACACACACACACACACACACACACACACACACACACACACACACACACACACACACACACACACACACACACACAGUCACUUAAGCCUUGUGUCUGUGUCAAGGGAACUAUGCCCAGGUCAAAUGCUGCUCUUUAUCUCAAUGAUGCCACCACAGAGUCAUAUGCAGCCUGAUAUCAGCACAUGGCCAUCAGCCAAGCACAAGGCCUUAUACCAGUGCGUGAGAGCAAUGUUAAAUCUUGGUAUAUUCACUUUCUACUCUACGCACCCAGGCCCCUUUUUGUUGUAAAUACAAGCUGACAGGGGCAUGUAGGAAUAUGUUUCCACAGCAGCAAGGGAGAUAAUGAUGUCAACCUGGAAGGAAUUUCCUCACCUGAUGACAGUUUUCUUGCUUGCAGCAGACAGAGACUUAUCUGCAAUCACAAAGACGUACUCGGCUGACGCUUUGCCCUGUGAUGCAGCUAUUUCUUACAAAAUACAGGAAAUCCUUCACAAGAUGGAGAACACAGAUUGCACAAAGUGAUUUAAUCUGUUUUUAUCAAGCAUUUUGAUGCAAACAAAUCCUAUUUCUGUCCAAUAGGGAGCUAGGGAUUUUACCCUGUGGCUAAAUUUGCUUUACUGUGUUCAGUGGUUCGCAUGUGAACAGGGAGUGUGUCGUAUUUUCCAUAGCUUCUCCACUAAAACCUGAAUCUGUACAGCAAAGUCAUUUUCUGAACAGUUGAAUGAAGAACUAAAACUCUGCUUAUAGGUUCACACCUUUUGACAUUGUCACUGUCCACAAUUGUUUUUUUGAUACUGAUGGUAUUGUGUAUUGAUUAUAAUGUAUUUCUUUAUAACCUGUACUAUACAAUGAAGUGUGAAAAAUAAACAGUUAUUGUAGAGAA